AAAUAAUAGACAGCAAAAGCCCUUUCGUAUUAAACAAUUCCAAAAGCUAUUUCCUUGCUCCAAGUGGGACUGUGGUAGAUCCACAGCUCUUGUGUCGGUAGAGAAACUGUUCAGUGCAAACCCCAAAAUCCCAUGGCCUCACUUGCUUCUUCUUCACUGCUACCACUUCUCUUCUUUGCCAGAGUCUCAGGCUUCAUUGUUGCAGCUCUUGUCAUCUCUUGGGCUAUUCUUUUCAAGUCCAGUUUUCUCCCUCGCUCUUCUUCUCGCGAAGGCCUUAUUUAUGCAGUUCUCCAUCCCUUGUUAAUGGUGAUUGGCUUUAUUCUCAUUAGUGGAGAAGCGAUUUUGGUGCACAGUUGGUUGCCUGGCCCUAGGAGUUUGAAGAAAUCAGUGCAUUUGUGCCUUCAAGGAGUGGCUUUGGCUUCUGGGAUUUUUGGUAUUUGGACAAAGUUUCAAGGCGAAGAUGGGAUUGUGGCUAAUUUCUUCAGUUUGCAUUCUUGGAUGGGUUUAACAUGCAUUUGCUUGUUCGCAGCUCAGUGGUUGAUGGGUUUCAUGAGCUUUUGGCACAGAGGGGAGAUGCGAGCAGUGAGAGUAAAGGUAUUGCCAUGGCACAUAUUUCUUGGUCUCUACACUUAUGGGUUGGCAGUGGCAACAGCAGAAACAGGAUUAUUAGAAAAGUUAACUUUCUUGCAAGCAAAUAGGAAUCUAUCAAAACGAUCUCCAGAAUCCAUGGUUGUUAAUAGCUUAGGACUUAGCUUGGCUUUGCUUAGUGGGAUGGUUAUAUUUGCUGCAGUUUCCCCCAAGAGCCAUAACCUUCAAAGUAAAUUACUUUACACAGAAUCAUCAAGUAAACCAGAAGAUAAUCGAACCAAUGAAACGAGACACGAGAGGGUCAAAGAGAAGCAAAAACGCCGCGCGUUGGCUGCGUCCUGCAGCCGCUCUGAGGGAAGUCUCACGCUAGUUGGGUCGCCGCCUGUCCGGAGUCCGGACUCUGAAAGAAAAUAUAGAAUUGCAGCUCCCGUAGUUGGGUUUCCGAUGAUUAUUGCGUCGGUUAGGGUAAUUGGACUGGCGGUCUCAGCUUUGGUUCUAACAUGGGCUUUCCACUGCAGAGGUGGUCUCUCUCUCUUCUCUCACAACAAGGAUCUCAUUUUCAAUGUCCAUCCUGUACUGUUGGUGAUCGGUCUCAUCCUCUUGAAUGGUGAAGCCAUGCUAGCAUACAGGACACUCUCUGGGACUAAAAGCUUCAGAAAGUUGGUACAUCUAACAAUACAAUCUCUAGCCUUUGGUUUGAGUGCUAUAGGGGUAUGGGCUGCUUAUAAGUUCCACAAUGAGAAGGGCAUUGACAAUUUCUACAGUUUGCAUUCUUGGCUGGGUCUUGCUUGUUUAUUCCUUUUUGCCAUCCAGUGGGCUGCUGGAUUUUCAAUGUUUUGGUAUCCCGGUGGCUCGAUUAGCAGCAGAGCUUCUCUGCUUCCCUGGCAUUUGUUCUUUGGGAUUUAUACAUAUGCACUUGCAGUUGGCACUGCUUGUACAGGAAUUCUGGAGAAAGCCACAUUCUUACAAACCAACCAUGUAAUAUCGCGCUAUUCCACUGAGGCAGUGUUGUUGAACUUACUGGGUAUGUUAAUCGUUGUUCUUGGAGGCUGUGUAAUUCUUGCAGUUGUUACAUCCAUGAACGGCAAAGGGAAAGCCUAUAUACCACUAGAAUACACAAUGCAACAUCCAUCUGUGUAAUCAAUUGAUUGGGGUUGUUAUUUUUGCGUAGUGUAUCUUCUUUGGUUCGAGGCAAUAUCAUCUGUUGAAGUUGUGAGAAAAUGACCUUGCAAUCGCAGUUAUCAGUUGGAGCCGGAAUUUUCAUUGGUUGGUUGCUUGGAUGCAAAAAAUAAUGCCCAUAAUGAGCUGAAAAAUUACAUCAAACAGGCUAUAUUGUAAGAAAAUUAGAGGAUACAUUUCACUUGCUUUAUUUAUUUAUUUUUAUUUUUAAUUUUAAGAAUUCCGUUCUAGAAAAA
Hevea brasiliensis (rubber tree) is the source of this 2003-nucleotide messenger RNA. RefSeq lists its product as uncharacterized. Gene Ontology annotation, molecular function: oxidoreductase activity. The record is from RefSeq and is a predicted model, not a curated record. The transcript has 8 exons. NCBI's taxonomy places the organism in Eukaryota, Viridiplantae, Streptophyta, Magnoliopsida, Malpighiales, Euphorbiaceae. Bases 133 to 1728 code for a protein of 531 amino acids.